Messenger RNA from Neodiprion fabricii, 2199 nucleotides. Its product is annotated as sodium/potassium-transporting ATPase subunit beta-2-like. Lineage: Eukaryota; Metazoa; Arthropoda; Insecta; Hymenoptera; Diprionidae. Gene Ontology annotation, biological process: intracellular potassium ion homeostasis; sodium ion export across plasma membrane; intracellular sodium ion homeostasis. The transcript has 6 exons. Gene Ontology annotation, molecular function: ATPase activator activity. The record is from RefSeq and is a predicted model, not a curated record. Gene Ontology annotation, cellular component: sodium:potassium-exchanging ATPase complex. The coding region runs from base 200 to 1174 and encodes 324 amino acids.
UGAGCCUAGCGAGUAACCGUCGUGCCAGUCAGAGUUCAUUUUUGGUGUGAUCGUCAGUUGUCGUAGAGACGGGCGACGUACGGGACGCGAGCGUAUCAAUUGUUUGGAAUUCGUAAAUAAGUUGUUAUACAUCGGUAGGUAAGAACGGUACUAGUAAUAAUCUCAAACCGCGCCGAGGUGAAGAGUCAUCGAGUAAAAAAUGACUAUGAAAGACACAAAACAUGUUAAUACCGAGUCGACGAAUCUUUACGAAAGGCCGCCGAGUCUCUCGACCGGCCAGUCGAUCAAAACAUUUUUGUAUAAUCGAACAACAGGCGCAGUUAUGGGCAGGACGGCCAGCAGCUGGGGAAAGAUUGGUCUCUUCUAUUUGAUAUUCUAUGGUGUUCUUGCUGCUCUGGUUGCGAUCUGCUUUUGGGUCUUCUUUCAAACCUUGGACCCGAGAAUACCGACAUGGCAGUUGGAUAGAUCCAUAAUUGGCACAAAUCCAGGCCUAGGCUUCAGACCAAUGCCACCAAGUGAGAACGUUGAAAGUACGUUGAUAUGGUACAAGGGAACGGAUCGCAGCAAUUAUGCUCACUGGGUGGACUCGUUGGAACAAUUUUUGGAAGUUUACAGGAAGCCUGGUUUGACUCCCGGUAGAGGUGCCAAUAUCCACAACUGCGAUUUUGAUCAACUUCCGUCACCGGGGCAAGUAUGCGACGUUGAUAUAAAAAAUUGGGACCCCUGCACGAAGGAGAACAAUUACAACUACCACAAAUCGGCUCCGUGUGUUUUCUUGAAGCUGAACAAGAUUUACGGAUGGAGGCCGGAUUAUUACAACGACACUAAAUCACUGCCUGAGAAAAUGCCACGUGACCUAAAAGAACAUAUAGUUGACUUGGAAAAGAAAAAUGCACUCGAAUUGAAUACAAUUUGGGUAAGCUGCGAAGGUGAAAAUCCCGCCGACAUGGAGAAUAUUGGCCCGGUUAAAGUUCUACCGAGACGUGGAUUUCCGGGUUACUUUUAUCCUUUUGAGAAUUCCGAAGGAUACCUCAGCCCUCUGGUUGCCAUCCACUUCGAAAGACCUCGAACUGGAAUUUUAAUAAAUGUUGAGUGCAAGGCGUGGGCUCGCAACAUAAAACAUGAUCGUGUUUCUGGAAUGGGAGCUGUGCACUUUGAGCUCAUGAUUGAUUAGUCAAUCAAAGAAUAUUUAUGCGAAGAAUCUCAAAUUAUACCUCCCCUUUUUUUUAUUUCGAAAUAUCCCAAUGCCGGCUAACAAGGUGAAAAGAAAUACGAGAGUAUAGCAUCAGUAGUUUAUUGACUGUUUACAAUUCGCAUAAAAACUGAUUAAAGUGCCUUUUAAUUAUCACACUAUAAGUGACAAGGAGAGGUGGAAAAUAUAAGGACUUAAAACUCUCUUGAACCAAACUUGAAUUUGGUUUUAUGCCUUACAAAUAAAUAUUACUAUUGUUACUAUUAUUAUCACUUCUGUUAAUAAUAUUAGUAGAUUAGCAAUUAAACUACGUUGGAAAUACGUAUGACAAACAACAUAUUGUGUUCUUCUACACGCGGAGUGCCUUUCUCAUAGUUUAUGAUAGUCAUAUGAUAACGUAUAAAAAUAAUUAAUAUAAUCGCGUCAAAUUGUUCAAGGAGUAUUUUCAUUCAUACAAGUCGAAAUUUUAACGGUAUAUGAUAAUAAUAAUACCCACAUACAUUAUCGUUAAUAGUAAUUUACAUUAUUUAAUAAUACAUUUUAUGAUUAUUAUAAUAUGAUAAUAAUAUUGUAUAUUGCUUCUAUGCGCGCAUGACGAGUGUGCGAGUCUUAGACAGUGUAUGUAUCUGUGUUUGAAAUAUUUUGCUAAUAUAUACUGGCCUUAGAGCAAACUGAUGUAACGAGCGUAAUAAACGCGUGAAAGUCUAGAUGUGAGGAAGAAUACAAAUUUCAACACAGUCAUAUAUCAAAAUACACGACAUCUGAGCUACACUUGGUUCAUGAUCUCAAAAUUGUUUUUCCUCCAAACAUUCAUAAUUACCAGAAAGCGACGUCGAAAAAAACUGAGAAAAGAAAAGAUAAUUCUCAUUUGACCCCUUUAUCUCUUCUCAUUCCUUAAGAUCUGGCGUUCAAUAUUCGCAAUAUGUAUAGACUGCACAAAAAUCAAUUAAAUUAUGUAUAAAACUCAAUUUCGUGAAAAUCUACAAAUAAAACUCUCCUUUGUGUAA